Ilyonectria robusta is the source of this 897-nucleotide messenger RNA. Its product is annotated as Alpha/Beta hydrolase protein. Bases 1 to 897 code for a protein of 298 amino acids. NCBI's taxonomy places the organism in Eukaryota, Fungi, Ascomycota, Sordariomycetes, Hypocreales, Nectriaceae. The transcript is spliced from 3 exons. The record is from RefSeq and is a predicted model, not a curated record.
AUGCCUCGACACCCCAGCUCGAUCGAUAGCACGGAUUUGUUCUAUCGCUAUUACGGCCCAGAAAAUAGACCGCCUCCAUUCGAUGCAAAAGAACAGUCUCAGGCAGCGCGAGGGCUCACGCUCGUGUUCCUCCACCAGUGGCCUCUCUCAUCCCGCAUGUACGACUCGAUCCUGCUGAGUCUUUGCGAGACGCACAGGUUCCGGGUCAUCGCCCCUGACAGACGCGGCUUUGGGAAAAGCGAAUGGACCGGCAAUGCCGUUGGAAAUGGCAUCGGCUACAAGGAGCUUGGGGAUGACGUCGCGGGCCUGUUGGAGAAACUCCAGCCGGGGCCUUUUGUCUUUAUCGCCACCAGCAUGGGCACGGGCGAGGCGCUUUUGGCGUACACUAAUAGCACUUACAUCCAGGAAAACUGUCGUCACUUGCCUCCCACAUCCUGUCGCCUCUCCCAAAACCCGAAGGCUUUGCCCCGCAGCGUCUGGGAUGCGACGCUGAUGUCAUUGAGAAAGGAUAGACCCAACUUCAUCGCCAACGGCUUCAAUGGCCCCUUUGGAGUUGGAACAUCCGGUUCGCUCUCAGAGAAGGAAUUGGCGUUUUUCGAAGGGAUCUUUUCCGAGGCUGAUCCAAUUGCUGUCGAGCGAUGCCUCCAGAUCUAUACGUCUGAGGAUCUGUUAGAGGCGAUACAGACUUUUGGGCAAACCUUUGACAAGCCUUUCCUUCUGAUUCACGGCGGAAGUGACGGAGGGGUUCCUGUCGAGGCGAGUGCUGAGCUUAUCCAAAAGCUGGUUGCUCAGGCAAGACUCCGCGUAUACGAAGGAGGGGGGCACGUUUUGGUUCUUGGCUACGCAGACCGUCUGCGAAACGAUAUUCUUGACUUUGUUGGAAGCCUUGAAAUAUAG